Molecule: messenger RNA, 945 nt
Organism: Colletotrichum paranaense
Lineage: Eukaryota; Fungi; Ascomycota; Sordariomycetes; Glomerellales; Glomerellaceae
Exons: 2
Coding region: 1-945 (314 amino acids)
Biological process (GO): tetrahydrofolate interconversion
Cellular component (GO): cytosol
Molecular function (GO): methylenetetrahydrofolate dehydrogenase (NADP+) activity; methenyltetrahydrofolate cyclohydrolase activity
Source: RefSeq, a predicted model, not a curated record
AUGUCUUUGAGCACAUUUGGAGGGGAUGCCAUCAUUGGUGAGAAGCACGAAUCUCAGCCUACUUUCGAACAUGUCCCCGGCGCUUCUCUUCUCAAAGGGUUCCCUGUGUCUGCGGACAUAGAGCGAUGGUGCUACCGACACAGAUCGCGGGAUGGUACCGAACCAACGCUAGGGGUAAUAUACUUCGACACUGGUAGCGAUGCGAAAGAGUACCUGCAGAUCAAAGCCGAGGUGGCUGCUAAGGCUGGAAUUCGAUACAUAUCACAUCGACUUGCGCCUGACGCGUCGGCCGAUGAGACGCUCGAUAAAAUUGCGGAAUUGAAUGAAGACGGAACCACCCAUGGCAUUCUAAUACAGCGACCUCUACCACACCAUCUCGAGGAACGCGAAAUAAUGGGUAGCAUUCACACCAAAAAGCACAUUGAGGAAUACGCCAAGGGAUAUGCGACCAAUAUUGCAGCGGAUGCCCUGAGACGGCUACUUUACGCCUACCAAAAAGCCUGGAUGCUCGACCUGACCAUCGUCCUGGUGGGAGGCACUAACAUCAUCACGCCAGGCUUCAAGGCGGACUUGAUGCGCCAUCUUCCCCACGUCGAAAUCCUGGAAGCGAUCGAUGGUAAACUGGAUAGCAUCGACUGGAAGGACUCCAAGCGCCACUUCGUUAUUAUGACAGAACGGAACGAGGGCGGAUCCAUCAAACCGAACAUGAUUGGAUCUGGGGUUAAGCUGGUAGUUGACCUCGGCUUUGAUGUGAAGACCAAAAUGGGUGAUUUGGAUCCUGGAGUGCACGACAUUAGCAAUCUUGUUGUCGUGCCUACUCCAGGAGGAGUGUUACCGGUCAUCAUUUGGCUCAUGAUGGAACGCACUAUCAAGGCAAGGAGACACCUAGACUCCCCCCGAAUGUGCUAUCCUCUAGGCAUGCAGGCUGGAUGUACAGUCUCCUAA